AUGAACGACUUCCUCCGCAAGUCACUUACUGCCUGGCAAAGAUCUCGGGGCUCGCCCCCGGAAGGAGACCACAUCCUCCGUAUACCCUUCUCGAUUCUCCUCCCCGACGAUGCCCCGCCCUCGUUCGGGUUCGAGAGCUUCAUGAACAUUGCGUACGUCCGCUAUGCUAUUGAAGUCACUGGCGUGCGCACAGGGACGUUUGCGGUCGACCGGACCAUCAAGGUGCCCGUUGUGGUCGUCGCGCCCGACCCGCUCGGCGCAGCGCUUCGGGCGGAACUCAAGCUCGGGUGGCAGGGCGACUGGGGCAGGAUCAAAGCGGAAGAGAAGAUUCGUAAGAUGCCCUGGGGCGACUAUUCCUCAGUGAAAAUGGAGCUGCUGGUGCCGCAUCUGGACACGUUCCCGCUCUUCACGCCCAUCCCGUACAGCAUCAUUGUCACCACCAUCUCUGCGCCUUUAAAGCGCAAAAGCACCGCCCAGCCGCAGAAAGAUUUGUUUCCCCCGGUCCCGCGUAGCGCGUCCGAGAUUGACUUUGAUCUCCGGCGGCAUGUCGACGUGCAGACGCCGUACUUUCCCUCGAACCCGGAGGAGCACGUCGCGGACAUCAUCUCGAAGGCGCACACUCCAGUGCCUCCCGUGGACGUCGAGAUCACAGAUUAUAUGUGGAUCCCGGAGGAGGGGGCCAAGGAGGACCGCGGGUGCUGGAUGCAGGAGGCGACGUUCUCGUCUAGCAUGAUCCUGCGGUUCACGCCGACAUUCCUCACGGAAGAGAUCAAAACGAAGUACAUGCUGCAGCUGAAGGUGGACUUCCCGGGGAUGGGGAACACCCUCCGGGUGGAGUUCCCUAUUCAAAUUGGCUCCGGGCUGGAGACGUCGAUGCCCGUCGACGAACGCUCGUUGACGCCUAUGAUGAUAGACGUCCCUGCGUAA
Trametes versicolor FP-101664 SS1 is the source of this 927-nucleotide messenger RNA. RefSeq lists its product as uncharacterized. The record is from RefSeq and is a predicted model, not a curated record. The transcript has 3 exons. The coding region runs from base 1 to 927 and encodes 308 amino acids. NCBI's taxonomy places the organism in Eukaryota, Fungi, Basidiomycota, Agaricomycetes, Polyporales, Polyporaceae.